AUGGCGCCAAAAGACAAGUACACAGACCCCGAAUUACGGGACCAAGUCAAGGAAGAAAUCCACAACAGCGACAAGGGCGGAAAACCAGGCCAAUGGUCUGCACGCAAGGCGCAAAUGAUGGCAUCGGAUGGACAGAAGAGGAAUGGCAGACGAAGGAGGGGGGAGGGGACUGCGAAGCAGGAUGAUGGGUCGCGAAAGAGGUAUUUGCCGAAGAAGGCUUGGGAGGAAAUGAAUGAGGGUGAGAAGGAGGAGACGGACGAGAAGAAGGUGGAGGGGUCGAAGGGGGGAGAGCAGUUUGUUGGGAAUACUGAGACUGCGAAGGAGGCGAGAAGGAGGGUUAGUUUUGAGGGUGAGAAUGGUGAGAAUGGUGAGGAGGGAGAUGAGAAGGGAGAGAAGGGAGAGAAGGGGGAGAACGGAGAGAAGAAGGAAGAGAAGAAGGAAGAGAAGAAGGAAGAGAAGAAGGCAGAGAAGAUGGGAGAGGCAAAUGGUGACAAGGACGAGUCGGACCAGACUCAGGGCAAAAAGAGCCAAAAUGGCCAAAAUGGCCAAAAUACUGGCAAAGGAACUAAACGCAAGGCCAAGGCUCAGCCAGCUGAGAAAGACAACGACAGAAUCAAAAGUUUGAGAAAGAGAAAUUGA
Molecule: messenger RNA, 639 nt
Organism: Penicillium nucicola
Lineage: Eukaryota; Fungi; Ascomycota; Eurotiomycetes; Eurotiales; Aspergillaceae
Exons: 3
Coding region: 1-639 (212 amino acids)
Source: RefSeq, a predicted model, not a curated record